This is a messenger RNA of Punica granatum (pomegranate), 1341 nucleotides long. NCBI's taxonomy places the organism in Eukaryota, Viridiplantae, Streptophyta, Magnoliopsida, Myrtales, Lythraceae. The record is from RefSeq and is a predicted model, not a curated record.
UCAAUAUCCGAUAUACCAUCUUCCUCUUUUCUUCUUCUUCUCGUGUCUCAUCUUCUACAGCUUAUUGUAGGAUUACAUUCCAUUCAGUUUCCGCUGUUUGAUCGAAAAUGACCCGCAAACAAAGUCACCUCUCGAUGUUCUUACUAUAUGCUCUGGUGCUUGGAGUUGCUUUACGGACUAGCAAUGCUGGUGAUCUUAGGAAGAACUUCUACAAGAAAAGUUGCCCUCAAGCUGAGCAACUUGUGAGGGACAUCACAUGGAGCAAGGCCCGAACAAACCCUGCUCUCGGUGCAAAGCUACUCAGGAUGCACUUCCACGACUGUUUUGUUAAGGGCUGCGAUGCAUCAAUACUGCUAGAUCCGGUCGGAACGAACCAAUCCGAGAAAAAUGCUGUCCCAAACCUCACACUCGAUGGCUAUGAUGUGAUAGAUGAAAUCAAGACCCAAAUCGAGCAAAAAUGCGCCGGAGUUGUAUCCUGUGCAGACAUCCUUUCUCUGGCUGCUCGUGAUGCCGUGUCAUUCCCGUUUAAGAAGGCAAUGUGGGAUGUGCUAACGGGCAGAAGGGACGGGAAUGUGUCGCUUGCGUCCAACGUGAACGGGAACAUCCCUUCUCCUUUUUCCAAUUUCGGCACACUCGCGCAGAUAUUCUCCAAGAAAGGCCUUAACGUUAAUGAUCUCAUCGUUCUUUCAGGUGCACACACACUUGGAGUAGCCCGUUGUGGCACAUUCUCUAGGCGGUUGUACAACUUCACCGGGAAAGGCGACUCCGACCCCUCCCUGAACGCUACGUAUGCGGCUUCCCUGAGAACUCAGUGCCCUAACCCUGCGAACCUGAGCACCACCGUGGAGUUGGAUCCUCAGAGCUCAACCUCGUUUGACAGCCACUACUAUGACAUCCUCGUGCAGAAUCAGGGUCUGCUCCAGUCUGAUGCAGUGCUUCUCGCAAACAAGGCUGCAGUGAAGAUCGUGCAGGGACUGCGGUCAGCAAAUGCAUUCUUCUCCGAGUUCGGGAAGUCGAUGAAGAAGAUGGGGAACAUCGAAGUCCUCACCGGAACUGCCGGGAUGAUUAGGAAGCAAUGUAGGGUUGUAAACUCUUGAAAUAAGGAUUAACUGGUUUCCUAAUCAACUAUAAGACCUUAUUCCUAAAUCCCAAGCCAAUAAGUUUUUAACCUAUGCUUUCUCCUUUACGUGUCUUAUGUAAUGUUUUAGUUAACCGCUAAUAAUUGUCUAGUUGGCAAAAAUUAUAAUUGUUUUAUGUAAAGUGUAUACCUUUUCUUUUUCCAGUAAGACUAUUAAAUCCUCAGCAAAUGGAUCAAAAUUAAUCUUAUUCAGCGUCGGCUUA